Molecule: messenger RNA, 873 nt
Organism: Stegostoma tigrinum
Lineage: Eukaryota; Metazoa; Chordata; Chondrichthyes; Orectolobiformes; Stegostomatidae
Gene: ankrd22
Product: ankyrin repeat domain 22
Exons: 6
Coding region: 241-813 (190 amino acids)
Molecular function (GO): protein binding
Source: RefSeq, a predicted model, not a curated record
UUCAGCCUUCGUACAACCGGUUUAUUUUUUGUUGAACGUCCGAAGCCCCCUUUCUUUGAAACUGGUUCAAAUGUUGGCAUUUUUGUGGCGUGUUUGGGUAAAGUUUGUGGAAGGCUGAGGGAGUAUUCCCUCUCAGUUGACGGUUCCUAUUGAGAGAACCACUGCACUGGGCACAGCCUAAGAGUUCGACUUUUCCGCCUGUUUUACCGCUGCCUGGCUCUCAGAGCGUCCAGGGCACUGAUGGGGAUCUUUUACUCGGAGCCAAUUUGCCAAGCGGCUUACGAAAACAAUUUUGAAGAGUUGAGGAAGCUGCUGCAGGAAAACCAGGAUGUGAAUACCCAAGAUGACUGUUACGGAGACACUCCCAUUAUCGCUGCGUGUCGAGCUGGCAGAGUUGAAAUUGUGCGGUAUCUCCUGAGAAAAGCAGCCAAUGUAAAUAUCAAAAACAAGAAGGAACGAACAUGUUUACAUUAUGCUGUCCGGAGAAGAUUUUCCUUUCUGGACUACUUGCUGAUCAUUAUCUUGAUGCCUGUCCUCCUUCUGGGCUACAUUAUAAUGGAAUCAAAGAAGAGUCGGAACGAAGCAUUAAUCAAGAUGUUGUUGAAUGCUAAAGUGGAUAUAAAUGCAACUGACAAUAAAGGUAAUUCAGCACUUCAUUAUGCCUGUCAAAUGAAGAAUAAAAGAAUUGUUUCAAUUCUCACUCGAGCAAAUGCAGAUGCAUCCAUUGCUAAUAAGAAUGGAGAAACACCCCUGGAUAUUGCCACACGCCUAAAGUUUCCACAGAUUGUUGCUAUGCUACGGAAGCAAUCAUAAAGUUCUGGAAUCAAUGUAUGUUUAUUUGUAUGUUGCCAAUAAAUAUGAUGCUUUAAUAUA